Theobroma cacao (cacao) is the source of this 3338-nucleotide messenger RNA. The record is from RefSeq and is a predicted model, not a curated record. Lineage: Eukaryota; Viridiplantae; Streptophyta; Magnoliopsida; Malvales; Malvaceae.
GAAAAUCCUAAAACUUUCGGAUUCGGCUCUCGGCGAUUUGCAUUUCCUUUUGAAGAAUCCACUCGUCCCACUUUUUACGUUUUCCUGCUAAAGAAAACCAGAUCUCUUCGUCUCGCUCUCGCCUUCCUUUACCUUCGCGGGAAUCUCUUUUGCCAUCCCAAUGCCAGUUAACUUUAAUUCCAUUUGUGUUUGAAAGCUCUCUUUUGAUCUAAUCUUCGGUUAGAUUUUCGAAGCAAAAAUUUUCAAGCUGAUUUACCAAGUAGGAAACGCGUGAUCUUUCAUGGCGUCAACGAGCAAAGCCAAUUUAACUGAAGAGGAGGAAGAAGAAGAAGAAGAAGAAGAAGAAGAAGAUGAAGGACAGGAAGUUCAACACUUCGAUGAUUUCACUCUGGCUUCUUCAUGGGAAAGGUUCAUAUCUGAAAUAGAGGCUAUCUGUCGGCAGUGGUUAGCUGAUGGUCCAAAGAAUUUGAUCGAAAAGGGAGCCGUUCAUUUGGUUUCUUCUAAGAACAUGUAUAAGGUUAAAUCCGAGUUGAAGCAUGCCACAAAAAUCUAUUCGAUGGAAUACUACUUCGAAAUCAACAAUAAUGGCAAAAUUGCUGACUGGAAUUCCACUUUGCAUGAUAUGCAGCUUUGCUUUGGAGUAAAAGAAUUCUUGGUGAUUUUGCCUCAAAGUGCCAGCGGUGUGGUACUUGAUGCACCGGAGGCUAGCAAGCUUUUAAGUGCAGUUGCAAUUGCUUUGUCAAACUGUUCAAGUUUGUGGCCAGCAUUUGUCCCAGUCCAUGACCCUUCAAGAAAAGCAUAUAUUGGAAUCCAAAAUAUGGGAACAGUUUUUACUAGGAGGUUUGAGGCUGAUCGUAUUGGUAGCCAGGUCCCAAUAAAGUUCAUGCAUCUGGAAGGAUUGUAUGAGUUGUUUGUUUCUAAGUUUGCUUACUCCACGUUAGACCAUUCAAUGCAUCUUUUCAAAGUACAUCUUAUAAUGAAGCUCACCUAUCAAACCCUUCCCGAUGACGACGAUGAUGAUAUCCAAGAAGCUGAUGCUGAAAAUGCAGAAUCUGAAGCAAGUGCAGGUGGUGAUAAUCGCAACAGGAAGCAUUGGGAUGAUGAUUGCCCUUGGAGUGAGUGGUAUUCUGCAGAAAAUCCAGUAAAGGGUUUUGAUUUAAUCACCACUUGGUCAGAAAAGAUGGUUGAAAGCUCCUUGGAAAUGGCUGAAAUGGAAAAUGCCUCACCUCAUGAUGCUGAGAAGUGGAUUCUAGCUCCAAAUAUUGAUUGUUCGAAAGAAGAGAGAAUUGGAUUCGCUUCGCAGUUGCAGCUUUUGGUUAACGCACUGGAUAUGUCAUUUGAAGCUCAAUUUAUGGAGGAUUUUGUGUCAGUUGAAAAUUCUGGUUCAGACAAUUUAAAGUCCUCUAUGGUUAUACCGCCACCUACAGUCCUCGACCGUGUGCUUAAAGAUCUCUUCCAUGAGGGGCUCCAGUUUCCUGAUUCUGCUAAAGGUGAACGUAAGAGUUCUCGAGCUAUUAAAGGCGCUCCUGUUGAGUGUCUUUUUGCUCAGUUUUGUUUACACUCAUUAUGGUUCGGAAAUUGUAACAUACGUGCCAUUGCUGUGCUCUGGAUAGAGUUUGUUCGAGAAAUUCGUUGGUGUUGGGAAGAGUCACAGCCAUUGCCUAAAAUGUCGGCCAAUGGUUCAAUCGACCUAACAACUUGUUUGAUCAACCAGAAACUACAAAUGCUUGCAAUAUGCAUUGAGAAGAAGCGUGAACUGAAUGAAGAAUUUCAAGACUGUAUUGGAAGUAAUGAUGAUGUGUCUACACAUAUGGAGUCUUCAUUUGAUGGAAAAUGCAGGAAGACAUUCAAGUUAGAGAGGAGUCUACUAGUUUUUAUGCACAGAGUCAAGGCUUUGAUGGGAAACGUGACAGGUGAACUUAGCAAUCCCUUGACGCCAGAAGUUUUGCAUAAAUCUAACACAGUUGUAUCAAAGUUUAGUAAAAAUUCUGAAGAUGUGGUUUCUGCUGAUAAAAGCCCUUCAGAUUCUAUCAGGAGAGGCUCAGCUGGUCCAGUAGGGUCUAUGAAGCUUCUGAAAUCCUAUCAGAGCUUGCAUGCUCCAUUUACACAGGAUGCACCACUCAUGACAGAAGACAUGCAUGAAGAACGACUCCGUGCUGUUGAGGCCUUUGGUGAUUCAUUUGACUUUUCUGCACAGUUGGAGAGAGACACAUUAUCUUCAGAUAUGUCAUCCUUUAAAGCUGCAAAUCCAGACACUGUUUUUGAAGAUUUUAUUCGGUGGCAUUCACCGGGAGAUUGGGAGAAUGAUGAAAGUGAAGCAAAUGGUCCAUCCAAAAAUCUUACAGAGGGUAUGAAGGAUGACUGGCCUCCUCGAGGACGACUUUCACAGCGGAUGUCUGACCAUGGGAACUUGUGGCGACAGAUUUGGAAUGAUGCUCCUGUUUUGCCAGCUUAUGAGCAGAAACCACUGCUAGAUCCAAAUCGAGAAGGAGAGAAGAUCCUUCAUUAUCUGGAAACUGUGCGACCCCAUCAGCUGCUUGAGCAAAUGGUUUGUACUGCCUUCAGAGCAUCAGCUGACACUCUAAACCAGACAAAUUUUGGAAGCUUGAGUCAGAUGACCACAAAAAUGGACCAACUCUAUGUUACGAUGGCAUCUGCAUUAAGGCCUUUGCAAGUGAAUCUAUUAUCUGGCAACAGUGAGACUAUUGAAGACCUCAGACGGCUUUGUGUUGUCUUUGAACAUGUUGAGAAGUUAUUAACACUCGCAGCUUCUCUUCAUCGUAAAUUCUUACAAGCACCGCGCAUUGCGGAAGCUAUUUUCAGUGACUACUACAACUUUUACCUUCCGACCAUGGGAGUAGGCUCAGCUGAUGUUGAUGUUCAGAAGAUAGAUGCUGAGAAGGAGUUUGACAUGAAGCUGCAACUAAGGAUGAACGAGAGACAAGUCGUGUCAAAUAUGUUCUCGCAACCCAGCGCCAAUCAAUCCUGGAGAAAAGUUUUGAGCAUGGGCAAUCUUCUUAAUGGCCACGAACCAAUCCUCAGGGAGAUCAUCUUCUCCAUGAGUGAUAGCGCCACUGGCAGUCACUAUGCAGCAAGCAGUCCCAGAGGUUAUCAGCAGGACAUAGAAACAUAUCGGAUGUAUAUAUGUGGAACCUCAAAUGAUCUCCGGGUGGCACUCUCGGUAACCUCGUAUGAUUAAUUUCUUUUUAAAUAAUAUUAGUAUAAAUUGAUUUCUCACUGUCUUGAUGGGUCUAUUUUCACCCUUGAGAACAUUGCCCUGGCAGUUCUAUUGCUUUGGAGUGUCUUAUCUCUAGUUGAAAUAAAUUUCUUUUCAUAGC